AUGGCUUUUCUUCGGGGGAUCGGCAACGUGCUGAGGAGAUCAGUCACACAAGGCAGCGCCAAUGACGCGCUCGCCGCGUUCCACGCGCCGCAGCCGCACUUAUCGCUGCUCCCCGCCGCCAUGACGCAAGCCGUCCGGUUCAUGUCCGGCAACAAGCUCUUCAUCGGUGGGCUCGCAUGGGAGGCCGACGAGAAGGCCUUGGCGGAUGCUUUCUCUGCCUACGGAACCGUCGAGGAAGCCAAGGUGAUCAGGGAUCGGUUCACGGGUCGGUCGCGCGGGUUCGGGUUCGUGAGCUUCGCGUCGGACGAGGAGGCUGCUAGCGCUUUGGAAGGCGUCAACGGCAAGGAGCUGAGUGGAAGGACAGUGCGCGUUGAUUAUGCCUCCAACAGGACAGAGGGCGGAGGAGGAGGAGGGGGAGGCCGCAGGGGGGGAUACGGCGGUGGGGGAUACGGCGGUGGUGGAGGGCGGUACAGUGGUGGUGGUGGCGGCGGUGGGUAUGGGGGAGGAGGGGGUGGGUACGGCGGUGGAAGGUAUGGGGAGGGAGCGGGUUACCCUGGUGGCGGUGGGUCCCAAGGCGGAUACGAGCAAUAG
Closterium sp. Naga37s-1 is the source of this 591-nucleotide messenger RNA. The record is from the annotation of a GenBank genome assembly. Lineage: Eukaryota; Viridiplantae; Streptophyta; Zygnematophyceae; Desmidiales; Closteriaceae.